GCCGAGGCUAUGUCCAGCAACAUUGUGCCCUUGACAAUUCUGGCUUUCGUCGCCUACCUCAUCUAUCAUCUCAUCUACCAGCCGCUGUACGCGACUCCCUUGCGAACAAUCCCGGGCCCAAAGUCCUUUGCAGUAACCAAGUGGCGACUGGCACUUUCCGACUACUAUGGAGUGAGAACAUCCAAGAUUCACUCCUUGCAUCAGGAGUAUGGCACUGCCGUGCGCAUCGGCCCGAAUGAAGUGUCAUUCUCGUCUAUGUCCGCCUUGAGAACAAUAUACGGUGCGGGAUCCGGUUUCGAGAGGACAACCUUCUACAGAAUGUUUGACGUAUACGGACGCCAGAACCUCUUCACCUUCGCUAGCACGAAGCAGCAUGCGGAGAGAAAGAAAGCGCUCGCUCACGCCUAUUCCAAAAGCGUAAUACUAUCACCCAAUGCAAUUGCAAAGCCCCUCAUAGAGAAGAAUGUGAAGGAGUACCUGGAACUUCUGGACCACGAGAAGGGAGCGGCCGAGGAAAUAUUCCAGAGUCUGCACUGGUUCAGUCUUGACAGUAUCACCGGGUUUCUCUAUGGAGCUCAACAUGGGGGAACGCACGCACUAACAGGAGAUGAGACGGAUAGGAGAAUGCUCAAUGACAUCGUUGAUCAUAGCCGAAGAUACCUGAGCUGGUACGCGGUGCAUUUGAAAAGUUACACCAAGUGGCUCUACACUCGCACUGGAGUCAUGGAGAAAAUUGUGACUAAUUGUGGGUUGCUGCCCAUGCAAAAGCCUGCAACGUAUACUGGUAUUCGAGCGCACGCGCUUAAAUCGUGGACCAUUUUUGAGACUGCCGUGACAGCAAGAGGCCUGGAAGAAAAUUCGUCGAUUAUGGAGAAGUUGUGGAAACACAAUGAAACCGGCAAAGGCACCCGACUCGAUGGCCUCGACAUGGCCUCCGAAUUAGCGGACCAUUUUCUCGCUGGAAUCGAUACGACGAGCGAUACCGUAAUGUUUACGAUAUGGGCUCUCUCACGGCCAGAAAACUGGAAGUAUCAGGAGAAAUUGAUCGAGGAGGUCGAUGGUAUCCCCGACACGGAUUGCAACCACAAUGGCCACCCCACGGUGGAGGCUGCAGACAAGUUACCAUACCUUGACGCCGUGAUCAAAGAGACGCUUCGUCUGUAUGCCCCGUUGCCGGCAUCAGAGCCGCGCUCAAUGCCCGUUGACACAACCAUUGACGGCUAUUUGAUUCCAGCUGGGACUGUGGUGAGCAUGUCGCCGUACACGCUCCACCGCAAUCCGGACGUGUUCCCAGAACCCCUGAAGUUCAAACCGGAACGGUGGCUAGGCCAGUGCGGAGAUCUUGCAGAGAUGAAGAAGUGGUUCUGGGCAUUUUCAAGCGGAGGCCGCAUGUGCAUUGGUUUGCACCUUGCCAUGGCAGAGAUGACAACACUGUUAGCUGCGAUUUACAGGGAAUACACAACUAGUGGGUACGAACGACAACAGGGAGUGAGUCCCGGCAUUACAAGCCGUUUCGAGGUUUUCUAUGAUGAGACCUUCCCAAAAUACGAGGAACAUAAAUGUUGGAUCGACUUUCAAAAGCGGAAAGCGUCACCUCAAUAG
Messenger RNA from Ilyonectria robusta, 1602 nucleotides. Its product is annotated as putative benzoate 4-monooxygenase cytochrome P450. Gene Ontology annotation, molecular function: heme binding; oxidoreductase activity, acting on paired donors, with incorporation or reduction of molecular oxygen; monooxygenase activity. Bases 10 to 1602 code for a protein of 530 amino acids. NCBI's taxonomy places the organism in Eukaryota, Fungi, Ascomycota, Sordariomycetes, Hypocreales, Nectriaceae. The record is from RefSeq and is a predicted model, not a curated record. The transcript has 3 exons.